CGAUUACGUCUCUCGAAGUGCUUCUCGUAGAUGCCACUUGUGCGGCGUGACCGUAAUGAUUUAGCCUUGCUGACUUCGAAUUGACUCACCACUCACUCGCUCGUUUGCCAGUCACUCUCUGACGACUUCCGUUCACUUCCACACAUUCACUCAAUCGCAGUGUAUCACGCACCCAUCCUUCACCAGUCACUUUUUCACCACCUCGCGUCCACGUAUUCUCACCAGCGCACCAACACCCAACAUGCAGAUUACCGAGCUGCUGUUCGCCCUCUGGCUACCCAUACUCGCUGUCGCCCUAUCGCAAAGCGGAAGCUCGGCGACAACGCUCACAACAAGACCUUCGCCCAUAUCCCCACGGUCCGUCGCACCAGCUUUACAGAGCAUUUACGAUGUCCUGGACAUCCUGUCCCCAGGUCAUCCUCACCCUGCGCCCACGCCCACUUCCACGUCCCAGUCGGGUAUUACGUUCAUCCGCACAUUCAUACCUGGGGGAGGUACGACGAUUGUUUAUUCGUUUACGACAGCGUCCACCACAGUGACACCUCCGCGGCCGCCGCCUACCACUAUUACUAUACGGACGACACUAAGCGCAGUCGCGGAGCGUGGGCAGCAGCUGGAGGAAACGGGCAAGGAGGCAGCUUUUGCUCCUGUCAACACAGACCUACCUGCAGUGUAGAGAGAUACAGAGGCGAAGGGGGAGGUCGGUGGCAUGGACUGAGGAGACUUCACUCUGUGCCGUGUAUGCAUGGAGGCGAGAUGGCCUGAAGGGAAAGAUCUCACUGGGACGUUGCUGGAUGUCAAUGGUGGGAUUUGGAGCUGGUAAUUUAGAGACAACGAGUAUGUGGGUUGUACACUGACGGGGGUUAUAAUGCAAAGGCGGACGGAUCACCC
This is a messenger RNA of Alternaria rosae, 891 nucleotides long. RefSeq lists its product as uncharacterized. Lineage: Eukaryota; Fungi; Ascomycota; Dothideomycetes; Pleosporales; Pleosporaceae. The transcript has a single exon. Bases 242 to 676 code for a protein of 144 amino acids. The record is from RefSeq and is a predicted model, not a curated record.